AUGUCUUCUGAUCCUCAUGAUCAAAAGUACUCUUCAUUCAAGUACUCCAUCGAAUCUCUGUCGGGGCAUCAACAUCAUGAUAGCUUGUUCAACCAACCAUUGAGCGAGAAGAAAAGUAGUACUAAUUAUAAUAAAAAAGAGGACAAAGAGUCGUACGUGAUUAUUUCCAAGCCCAAAGAAGAUAAUAAAGAUAAAGAUCGUGAUCAUGAUGAGGUGUCCUAUAGAGGAGUCCGAAAGCGGCCUUGGGGAAAAUUCGCUGCGGAGAUAAGAGACUCGACGAGAAAUGGCGCAAGAGUGUGGCUUGGGACCUUUGGCACAGCGGCUGAGGCUGCUUUGGCUUAUGAUCAAGCUGCAUUCACAACGCGUGGGUCGCUGGCAGUCCUUAAUUUUCCAGCGGACAAGGUUGGGCAGUCGCUAAAGGAUAUCGAGUACGGAUUUGAUACCCGAGGUUGGUCUCCGGUCUUAGCUCUCAAAAGAAAGUACUCCAUGCUCAGACAUAAUAAUGGCCCUGCUGCUGAAAGGUCCCAAAAGAAGGUGCAAAUAAAAGACACCAACAACAACAUUAAUACUACUUCCAUGAAUGAGAAUAAUGAUAGUAAUAAGAAUAAUAAGAUAUCAACAGAAAAUCAUUUGGUGGUGCUUGAAGAUUUGGGACCAGAAUACUUGGAAGAGCUUCUAAGUAAGUAUUGUGACACCUGACACGAUCCAUCCAGAGUAUAGCUACGUAUAUAGUUUUAUAAGUGCUGAUGAUGAUGUUUUUCGUGCUUAAUAUAGGUAUACGUGAUCAUCUCUAGCGCCAUAGUUUGCUGAUAAUUAUUAGCUAUAUAGUAAUGUACGUAGCACCUUAUUAAGAUUGUCUUUAAUUAUAUAAGUUUGGAGAUAAUAAAUGCUUUCUUUUCUUCUUUCAAUUUAUAUUUAUAUACAUAAACAUUGUUAUUAGGCAACUUAAUUAAGGUGACCAACUAAAGUGAAGAGAGCCUUUUUUUAGGUGAGAAAAAGUGAAUUAAAUAUUAAAAAUAAAAAUAUUUUUGUUAUAAUAUGUAUUAGAUAAUUUAAUUAACCAUCAUAUCAAAAUUAAUAUUAUGCUUAUAUAGUGCGCACAAUAUUCUCAUUUAAUCGAUGUGAGACAAUGAUGAUGAAGGGAAUAUUAGACAAUAUUAUCUCAAUAAUAAUAAUAUUAAGUACUAUACUAAUAUAAGUACAUGUGAUGUGUAUAAAGGUGUGUAGUCUACAGUUAAUUGUGAAAAAUAGAUAAUACUUUAUAUUUAUUAAUAAUUUACUAGUUUGAAGAAUUUUACACUUAAAAUUUAAAUUUAAAAAAUUAAGUUAAGUGCAAGUGAUAUAAUAAUGGAGAGAAUUUAGGUGCAAAAAUUUCAAAUAAAUUAAACUUAAAGGUGCUUGAGUCCUAAAAGCACACUCAAGAG
Cannabis sativa is the source of this 1424-nucleotide messenger RNA. RefSeq names its product ethylene-response factor C3-like. The coding region runs from base 1 to 699 and encodes 232 amino acids. NCBI's taxonomy places the organism in Eukaryota, Viridiplantae, Streptophyta, Magnoliopsida, Rosales, Cannabaceae. The record is from RefSeq and is a predicted model, not a curated record. Gene Ontology annotation, biological process: regulation of DNA-templated transcription; ethylene-activated signaling pathway. The transcript has a single exon. Gene Ontology annotation, molecular function: DNA binding; DNA-binding transcription factor activity.